Messenger RNA from Stylonychia lemnae, 2238 nucleotides. The record is from the annotation of a GenBank genome assembly. Lineage: Eukaryota; Ciliophora; Spirotrichea; Sporadotrichida; Oxytrichidae.
AUGUUUAGCCUCCUUGCAUAAGAAAAUGCAUUUUAUAACAAUGAUUUAACAGAAGAAGAUUAAAUUGAGCAUAAUAUCAUUAGAGAAUACUAUAAGGAAGCACAUGAUCAUAGCUAUAAUAGAAAAUAUUCAAGAUUUUCUUUUGGUAAGAGUAGAUCAGUCAGCCAGAAUGUGGAUCCAAAUAUGUUAAAAAAACUGAAAACAUUUCGUGAUGAUGAUCCUCUAUCUAAUUAACAGAAAUAGCAGCCAUCAUUAAGAAGAGCAAAGAGCAAAUUCCUUGGUGAUAACCCAAGCAAUGUUGAAGCUGAAUUAAAUUAUAUAUUGCCAAAACUUGAUUGGAAGCUGAUAGCAUAAACUGAGAAUCAGAUCUCUAGCAUUAAAUUGAGAACUGAGGGUGAAGCUGCCAUGAGAGAUUGGGUUUCAUAAUUAGUUGAAGAAAUUGAUAGACUUGAAUCAUUCUAUAAGGAUAGAUUAACUGAAUUAAAGAAAGAGUAUAAGAAACUUAAGUUCUAAAUGACUACAUCAACUUAAUCGAAAACCUAAUCAGAAGUCAAAUUGCAGACUAAGCGACCCUUAAACAUUACUGAAUACUAGCAAUUAAGGGAAUAAUCACUUAAUACUUACAAAAAAGAUUAAGAAGGAAAUAGUGAGACAUUGUCUCUAUUAGGAAGUUAAUAAUCCUCAGGGCAUUAAUUGAAACAUGUUGGUGUUUAAAAGUAGAACCGAGCUAAAGAUGAGCUAGAGUUAGCAACAAACUGGAGAAGAGCAUUUUAAGACAUCUAUACCAAUCUUAAAUGGCUGAAUGCAUUUACUACUAUAAAUGUAGUCGCUAUCUAGAAAGCAAUUGAUAAAUUCAUGAAAUCAUACUUUUUGAUUAAGGACAAUAUCAUAGAUAAGAAACUACUUGCUUAUUUGGAUUCUAAGGAAUUUUCAAGAAAGAAGGAUGUAAACAGACAACAGAAAAAGAUCAUAAGAUUUUUUGCAAAUUUGUUUGAAAACGGAAGUGAAAGAAGAGCUAGAUACGCAAUGGAGAAAAAGGACGUAGAAAUGAGGAGAUAAGAUUUAAUACAAAUAUCAAUAUUUUCUGGUGCCUUAGCUGUUAUAGCGAUUGUAGCAAUUUUAGUGCUAUUGAUACCUGGCGCAGAAGACCCUUGGGAAGACUGGAUUGAAAUAUUCAGCAAUCUAUUUGCUUUUAGAUUCUUACUGAUGAUUAUUGUUGUUCUGGUCUUCUCUGCUGUUGAUAUUUAUAUACUGAGAAAGUUCAAAAUUAACUAUCUUUUUAUAUUUGAGCUGGAUCCGAACUAUAAAAUAACGCAUAUCUAACUAACCAGAUCAUUUAUGAUUAAACUAGAUUAUUUAUUUGAUGAAGUCCCAGCCAUUUUCACUUUAAUAGCUAUUUGUUUAUUUGUAUUGAUUUGCUUUUUUCCGUUUCACUGCUUCUAUCUAAAAGCAAGAAAGAAUCUACUAUUCGUUCUAAUUAACAUUCUCAUCAGUCCUUUUGGGAUAGUCAGAUUUAAACAUUUCUUCAUGGCAGACAUAAUAACAAGCUUUAUCAAUCCACUAAAAGAUAUGGGCAACGUAGGUUGCUAUUUUGUAAGAGGUCUUUGGGAAGACUCAGAAGAAACAAAUAAUUAAAAUUGCCCUCAUCUUGAAAACUACAAAAUAACUAUUGCUUUCAUUCCGUUUUGGUUUAGACUUAUGUAAUGCUUUAGAAGAUAUCAUGAUACUAAAGUAAGAGCCCAUCUGAUUAAUGGUGGGAAAUAUUUUAGUAGUAUAUUAGUUUAAACUGCUGGUGCUUUCAAUACUAAGUUUGCAACAUCUAAUACCCUAUAUAUACUAAUAAGUAUAUCUAUUUAUUCAACUUGCUAUUCGUUAUACUGGGAUUUCAUUAUGGAUUGGGGUAUGUUUAGGACCAAAGAAAAAGGUAAGAAGUAUCUUCGUAGUAAAUUGUUUUACCCAGUUUGGUUUUAUUACUAUGCUAUGGUCUGCAAUGUUAUUUUGAGAUUUUUCUGGAUUGUACCUCUGAUUCAUGUUGAUAAAAAUGGAUGGCUUUCAAAGUCUCAUAGCAUAACUUUAUUUUUGACUCUAGCUGAAGGAUACAGAAGAGCUCAGUGGGCUUUACUUCGUAUUGAAAAUGAAAAUGUGAACAAUUUCGAGAAAUAUAGAAAUAUCCUUCAGAUUCCUGCUUUUAUCGAUGAUGAUUCAAUUGAAAAAGCACCAAAGACAAGAACUAAGUGA